Messenger RNA from Cucurbita pepo subsp. pepo (vegetable marrow), 1680 nucleotides. NCBI's taxonomy places the organism in Eukaryota, Viridiplantae, Streptophyta, Magnoliopsida, Cucurbitales, Cucurbitaceae. The record is from RefSeq and is a predicted model, not a curated record.
UAAUCUUUUUCCUCUUGUUAUUGAACUCUUUCUAAAUUCUAAUGUCUUUCCUUAAUUUCCCUCCAUGGCUUCCUCUCAUCAUCUUCCUCUCUUCACUUUUCAUCAUCCUAAAAUGGAAAGCAGCUGCAAAUAGAAGAAAGCGUAAUCUUCCCCCAAGCCCACCGAAGCUUCCGAUCAUUGGAAACUUGCAUCAACUUGGUGAGCUCCCACACAAAUCCCUAUGGCGUCUCUCUCAGCGUUACGGUCCCAUUAUGAGUCUCAGCCUUGGCGGUGUAGAAACCACCAUCGUAUCCUCUGCCGAGACGGCUCGUGCCCUCAUGAAAACCCACGAUCUUCAAAGUUGUAGUAGACCACAAACUCAAUCAGUCAAAAAACUCACUUACAAUUUUCUUGACAUUGCGUAUUCACCUUAUAGUGAUUACUGGCGAGAGAUGCGCAAGAUUUGUAUACUUGAGCUUUUCAAUAUAAAGAGGGUGUUAUCUUUCGAACCUGUUAGAGAGCAAGAAGUUGGUUUGCUAAUUGAAUCGAUUUCGCAAUCAGCUUCUUGUGGAGUUGUUGUUGAUCUUACUGAGAAGUCCACUACUCUUACUACUGGUAUUAUUUUUAGAAUUGCUUUUGGGAAAACUUUUAAAGGGGAUGGAUUUCAUGAGCUUGUGAAUGAAGCUGAAGCCGUAUUAGGAAGCUAUAAUGCUUCCGAGUUUUUUCCUGUUCCUUUUGUGGGGAAGGUAAUUGAUUGGUUUAGUGGCCAAGAAGCUAGACUUGAGAGAGUUUUUAAUGAGAUGAAUGUUCUGUUUCAAGAAGUGAUUGAUGAACAUCUUCAUCCUAUGAGGCCUAAGCCAAAACAAGAUGAUAUCAUUGAUGUGCUUUUGGCGAUAAGUAAAAAGCAAGUUGAAUCUUGCACCGUUGUCAUUACCCAUGAAAACAUCAAAGCUAUUCUUAUGAAUAUAUUUUUAGCAGGAAUAGAGACGAGUUCAAGUACAUUAGUGUGGGCAAUGGCUGAACUUGCGAAAAACCCAACAUUGAUGAAGAAAGCUCAAGGAGAAAUUAGAAAUCACGUGGGAAACAAAAGAAAGGUAAUAGAGACAGACUUAAAAGAGCUUCCAUAUCUGAAAAUGAUUGUGAAAGAGACACUAAGAUUACAUCCACCUGUGCCUCUUCUUGUUCCAAGAGAAACCAUUUCCCAUUUCAAAAUUGAAGACUACAAUUUUUACCCAAAAACAAUGGUUCAAGUAAAUAUUUGGGCAAUUGGGCGAGACCCCACAUAUUGGAAAGACCCAGAAAAGUUUCUUCCAGAGAGAUUUGUAGAGAGCUCGAUUGAUUACAAAGGACAACAUUUUGAGUUCUUGCCGUUUGGGGCUGGUCGGAGGAUAUGCCCAGGGUUGAAUAUGGGCAUGAAAAAUGUGGAGUUGGGUUUAGCAAAUCUUUUGUACCAUUUUGAUUGGAAGCUGCCGAAUGGGAUGAAGGAGGAGGAGUUGGACAUGGAAGAGAAUUCGGGUUUGAGUCUCACCCUCCAUAAAAAGUUGCCUCUCAAACUUGUACCAAUUUUAUACCAUCCAUGAGUAGUUUUAUGGCUUAGACUAAUAAUGGGUAUUUUUAUAUGUAAUAUGUAUAAUGCUUGAACUCUUAUUUACCAAUAAAAUAAAUGAUGUGAAAACUCACUUUGUUGGAGAACUUUCACCC